AUGAAACCACUCUAUAAAAAUUCGCAGAUUGGUACUGCGUCCAAUCCCUCACUGCUCCACUCUAGAAGAUCUCGUAGAUUGGUACUGCGUACACCCUCUUGCUGCAACCAGACUAGAGAAACUCGUAGAUUGGUACUGCGUACACCCUCUUGCUGCAACCAGACUAGAGAAACUCGUAGAUUGGCACUGUGUGCACCCUCUUGCUGCAACCAGACUAGAGAAACUAGUAGAUUGGUACUGCGUACACCCUCUUGCUGCAACCAGACUAGAGAAACUCGUAUAUUGGUACUGCGUACACCCUCUUGCUGCAACCAGACUAGAGAAACUCGUAGAUUGGCACUGUGUGCACCCUCUUGCUGCAACCAGACUAGAGAAACUAGUAGAUUGGUACUGCGUACACCCUCUUGCUGCAACCAGACUAGAGAAACUCGUAGAUUUUUACUGUGUGCACCCUCUUGCUGCAAUCAGACUAGAGAAACUAGUAGAUUGGUACUGCGUACACCCUCUUGCUGCAACCAGACUAGAGAAACUCGUAGAUUGGUACUGCGUACACCCUCUUGCUGCAACCAGACUAGAGAAACUCGUAGAUUGGCACUGUGCGCACCCUCUUGCUGCAACCAGACUAGAGAAACUCGUAGAUUGGCACUGUGUGUGCACCCUCUUGCUGCAACCAGACUAGAAAAACUCGUAGACUGGCACUGUGUGCACCCUCUUGCUGCAACCAGACUAGAGAAACUCGUAGUUGGUACUGUGUGCACCCUCUUGCUGCAACCAGACUAG
Messenger RNA from Homalodisca vitripennis (glassy-winged sharpshooter), 780 nucleotides. Its product is annotated as keratin-associated protein 10-12-like. The record is from RefSeq and is a predicted model, not a curated record. The transcript has a single exon. Lineage: Eukaryota; Metazoa; Arthropoda; Insecta; Hemiptera; Cicadellidae. The coding region runs from base 1 to 780 and encodes 259 amino acids.